This is a messenger RNA of Chaetomium globosum CBS 148.51, 1101 nucleotides long. RefSeq lists its product as uncharacterized. The record is from RefSeq and is a predicted model, not a curated record. NCBI's taxonomy places the organism in Eukaryota, Fungi, Ascomycota, Sordariomycetes, Sordariales, Chaetomiaceae. Bases 1 to 1101 code for a protein of 366 amino acids. The transcript is spliced from 2 exons.
AUGGUGCCGCCCGAUGAGAGCGUUGCCGCCUCCCUCCCCCACAACGAAUACUUCUGGCAGCCCUUCCCAGCCACUGCGUCUUACCUUACCCGUCUCGGCUGGACUGCCGACCUUCUCACCGCGUGCCGUGGCGCAGGAUGGAACUUUUCCAUUUCAUCCAUCCCCCACCCCCCCUUCCCUACCAAACCCCUAGACGGCAACGAACUAGUCCGUCUAGACCUCAUCCCCCUCGCCUCGCGCACUGGCACCCGCCGCUCACAAACCUAUGCCGCCUUCCUCCGCUCCCGCCUCCUCGAGUUCGCCCUCUCCUACCUGACCAUCGACAUCCUCACCGGCACCAUGCGCCACGACCCCUACUUCGUCCUCGGCCCAGACUACGCCGCCCAGGGCCACCCCCUCCCGGCGCUGUACGCCCGCCUGCCCCUUCCCGCGGUGACCAUCCCCGUGCUGCGCAACAUCCCCGCGCUCGCGGGCAUCAUGGCCGGCAUGCACCUGGAACACUCCCUCCUCCAACUAGCCAUCGUCUUCCCACUCCGCGGUCUGUUCGGGGCCCGCGCCGAGCUCUGGCAGCACCCGACCCUCUUCGGGGGCUUCGUGCCCUCCGUCCUCGACCGCGGCCUCGCCGGCUUCUGGGGCGGCUGGUGGCACCAGACCUUCCGCGCGGGCUUUGUCGCGCCCACGCGGUGGUGGUUCGCGUCGAGGCGCCCCAGCCAUCCCCGGGGUAACCCUCCGGCUGACAACGGGCCCGACAACAAACCCUCCGCCGCCCCCCCACCCCUCCUCGAAGCCUUCUUCGCCUUCCUCCUCAGCGGCAUCCUGCACUCCGGCCGGCGGACACACCUUCCGUCCCGCGCACCACGCGCUCCUUGGACCUCCAAUCGCCUUCUUCACUCUGGAAAAAGACGCGCCACCGCCUCCCCAACCUCCUCUACACCCUCGCCUUCCUCCAACUCACCGCCUGGGGCCUGGUCGACGACAUGGGGCGGGCGGGUGUGUGGCUGUUUGAGCCGGUGCCGUUUUCGGUGGUGCGCGCGCUGGGGCUGGUCGGCACGCCGGGGGAUGGGGCCUGCUGGCGGUGGGAUGGGGUGGCGUAUGGGUUGA